This is a messenger RNA of Thlaspi arvense, 1034 nucleotides long. Lineage: Eukaryota; Viridiplantae; Streptophyta; Magnoliopsida; Brassicales; Brassicaceae. The record is from the annotation of a GenBank genome assembly.
GAAAACAAAAUUAAUAAAAUGUCUACAAGAUUUAUGAUGGCUCUUAUUAUGAAACUUUUGUCUAUUUUGUUCUCAGCAGCUUUAAUUCGUUCCAAUCAAAGUAUGGUACCUCUCAAAUCUUUCAAGAUAAACGACAAUGUAACAUAUGAUUGCAUAGAUAUUUAUAAGCAGCCAGGAAUUGAUCACCCCUUGCUAAGAAACCACACAAUCCAGAUGCAACCAUCAGUUUCGAGACAUGAAAUAAAGAAACAAAUUGGCAACAACAAAACAUUUAAGAAAAUGAAAUGUCCAUAUGGAACUGUUCCUGUAUUGAGAAAUACAAAAGAAUUCAUCAGCAGUGCGCAGCUUUUUGUCAACAAUUCCCAUCUGAUAUCAGCUGAUAGCCCUGGAACACAUAUAAAUCCAGCUCUUUUUGGUGACGGACGUGUUUGGACAUAUGGAUUUUGGAAGGAGGAAAAGGAUGUUAUAAUACGACAUGUUAAGGAUUUGUUCAACUCUCGCAUUAUGUUCCAAUAUCUGAACCCAUUUACCUUAAUCCAGGGAAAUUGGAAUGGAUGCUUUGCUCUAUCCAUCAGGAUAAACAGACAGGAAACUGGUGGCUAUCAAAAAUUGCGCCUGGUGAGGAUGUUGGCUACUGUCCUAAAGAGCUAUUUGAUCAAUUAGAAAAUGGUGCAAAUAUGAUUGGUGCUGGAGGUGUGGUUCAGGCUUCACAUUCUGGUUCAAGCCCUCCGAUGGGUAUGGGUAAUUUUCCUAAUAUAAUACCUUCAGAAUCAGCAAUUUUUGCAAAGAUUGAAGUACUGAGUUCUAACUUUGAGAAAUGUAAAAUUAAUCAUUUUCCUAUAGAGAAGUUGGUAGAUAGUGCGAAAUGUUAUGGACUAAGAAUUGGUAAAAAUAUUUCAUAUUCUACUAGUGAACUUGGUUUCUUUUUCAAUUAUGGUGGUCCAAAAGGAAAUUCUUGUGGAAUUUGAUAUAUAUAAUUUGAUAUUUAAUAAAUAUAUUCUAAAAUAAUAAUAAUAUGCAAAAUUAUAUACGGC